This is a messenger RNA of Manduca sexta (tobacco hornworm), 1219 nucleotides long. It is a transcript of the gene vex, whose product is annotated as somatomedin-B and thrombospondin type-1 domain-containing protein. The transcript has 6 exons. Lineage: Eukaryota; Metazoa; Arthropoda; Insecta; Lepidoptera; Sphingidae. The record is from RefSeq and is a predicted model, not a curated record. Bases 265 to 1095 code for a protein of 276 amino acids.
CAAAUAGUCCAUACCUCGCCGGUGUUUCGCGGCGAGCGGUCGCGUCCGGGCGUAUUCCGCGCUGCCCUUACGAUCCCGUAGGAUAAUUCUUUUGUGCCAGUGUUGUGUGACGAAAUUUCAUAACACCCGUCAUCGAAAUUCAAAUGAAGAAUACCUAGUCACUGUCAAUCUGCCAAUGUAUUUUUAAAUCCUUGCAAUUCAAACUGGCAGCAUAAAAAACUAACAAUCCAAUCAAGGCUCGUUAAAAGAAAAAACAAAAUUACCAUGAUUCGCUAUUGGUUGUGCUUCGCGAGUGCGGUUUGCUUGGCGGGCCACUGCGGUGCUAACUAUUGUAGAGAUGCUAAUUUGUGUUGUCCGGGCCGGGAUAGUUCCUGUGUUGUGCAAAAAGCGCAUCAGAAUGCUAUCAUUGAAGAUCUUACCGACAAACCUUGUUAUUGUGACCACGCGUGUUUGAAGCUUGGCGACUGCUGUCCAGACUUCCGAGAAACUUGUGGCGUAAUCGACUGCGCGGUAUCAAACUGGGGUCCAUGGUCGGAAUGCGACACGGCCUGCGGAUCUGGCAGCAUGGUUCGGACACGGAGGAUCGUUCAGCAACCAGCACAUGGGGGCAGACACUGUCCCUCACUAGUCCAGCGCAGGGCCUGCCAAGAACAUGUCGGGUGUUCGGCUGACAGCGACAUUCCUUUACGAGACGAAACUGCGAUGCUGCUUCCCGGAGCGUUGUCCAUCAGCCGCCACUCGAACGAAACUGUUGACAUAAGAAAAAAUCUACGCCUUCGUAACCCUGACGAUCCCGAGUCCAACUCGCAUAGAGAGUAUUGUGCUCAAUACGAGGUGACCAAGGUGUCGAAGGCUUGCCACAUGGAUUCCGACUAUAAGUCACUGAGAGAAGGUAACACAGUGUGCGUAAUGUGCGAAACAGCGGCGCUGCGUCGCGAUUUGAAAUGGCGUUGCAGCGGUCACGGCGUGGCGGGUCACACCACCCGCUUCUACGCCCUGGUUGCGCCCCACUGUCACGGCAAAUGGAUCAAAUCAGAACACAAUCUGGACAAAAGAAGCGAUUGCUGCACAAAUCCCGACUUUAUUUUCGUGUAAUCACACAUUUCUAAUGUAAGAUCGGAUAGAAUUAAGUAUUUUAGAUGUUGCGUUGGAACAGAAUUAGUUAUGAGGAUUUGAUUUGCAUUUGUUUUUGGAAUUUUACUAACAUCAUUAGCAGAAA